This is a messenger RNA of Apis mellifera (honey bee), 7676 nucleotides long. RefSeq names its product rho GTPase-activating protein 100F (gene RhoGAP100F). Gene Ontology annotation, molecular function: protein binding. The transcript has 23 exons. The record is from RefSeq and is a predicted model, not a curated record. The coding region runs from base 848 to 5059 and encodes 1403 amino acids. Lineage: Eukaryota; Metazoa; Arthropoda; Insecta; Hymenoptera; Apidae. Gene Ontology annotation, biological process: signal transduction.
UUACCAAAGAAAAAAAAAAGAAGAAAACUUAACCUCUCUUAACUUAUCAUCCAGAGUUAGACUCAAAUUCAACCGAUCAACCGAGCAAUGGUGAACUGAUUUAAAGAAACCAUUCGCAUUAGAUAAAACGAAUCAAUGACACAACGAAAAAAACAGAAAAACGGAAGAGAAGAAAAAAUGCGCAGAAUAAAGCAGAAAUCAAAUGGCAGGUAGAGCGAAGCAGAACAUACCUAGACGACGUAUAGCGAAGAAAUCCGAUGAAGCGAGACAACCGCACAAUCUAUACACGAGAGAUGAAACGAGUAAGCAAACGAGAGGCGACAACGUAACCGAGAAUCACCGCGAGAGACAGAGUAAGCCCGUUUAAAGGAAAGAGCAGAAGAGAGAGAGAAAGAGAGAGAGAGAGAGAUUGUCGAGGAUGGUGGUGGGUUAUGGUGACGUCACGUCGGGUCGAUACUCACCCACACUCUAUUUCCCGGCGUGAUGGUGGGCUAUGGGGGCGCAGGCGCGGCCUCGUACGCUCCUGAGAGCUCCUUCCCGCCAUAUUAGCCAGCAUGGGGUAGGCGAGGAUGUUCGACAGGGGUGAUACGGGCUGCUUCUUUUCCCACAAGGUAAUCCGUGUACCUGUGUCGCGUGGCCCAGCGCUCUUACACACACCUCUCCUCUUAUCUAUCCUGCAGUGUCUAUAGCCGUCUAAAACCGGCUAAUUUUGGUCCCGAUAAACGCAAACGUCCUCGAGAGACGUCAAGGUGUACAAGGGUGGACCGGUGUGCCCCAGUUGUUGGGAUUCUCGUGAUUCCUCGACACUUGGUGAGAUACAACAUCUAGGUGUGCUCGCGUAUUACGCAUGGAUAAACGCACGAAUAGCAUCACGGCGAGAACCACGGAUCUCGACACCUCGACGGCAAAGGGGAAAGAAGAGAAGCAGAGGGCCUGGACACCGGGUGAAACGAGGAAGAGAAGGGUUGAGAGUAGCUGCACAAUCAAGGGUGAGGAACUCCUCACCGCUUCCGACGGCCUUCCCGAGGACACAUCUAACAAAAGAGGCUGCAAAUCGGCCGCGCAAGUGUGGAUGUCUUUAUUGUCCCUGUGCGACCGGAUGUGCGGCUCUGCCGCGUGGCUCGUCCUCUUCACAUGCCUCCACGGGGAGGGCCGGGGGGAAGUGACAGACAUAAGCGCAAGUCCUGGAAGGCAAGCACCUGCCAACCAGUUGCGCCCCAAGGAACCACCCCCCAUGGUCAUUCAGGGAGAUUUCAGGAAGGUGAGUGGAAUCAGCACAGAGAUAUUCAAGCAGAUCGAAACCGUCGAGAACGAUCAUGACGCCUCGACAGCAGCCGCCCUCGAAGCUGUCGAACGAAGGGGUGAGAUGGUUGUCCGGGUCAUCGAGCCACGACAGAUGGGCAGGCAGGCGUCCGAAGCGGCGAAGAAGUUCAUUGCUAUGCAGGAUCCAAAACAACCUAUCCAUUUUGUUGAAAUAAUCAAAAGACCAGGACAAACAUUGGGAUUAUACAUACGAGAAGGUAAUGGUGUAGACAGAAAUGACGGUGUUUUUAUCUCGAGAAUAGCCCUGGAGACCGCAGUCUACAACAGCGGCUGCCUGAAGGUUGGAGAUGAGAUUUUAGCAGUGAAUCUGGUCGAUGUGACGCACAUGAGCCUGGAUGACGUUGUAAUUAUCAUGUCAAUACCCAGAAGACUCGUCCUGGCGACAAGACACGGCCAACAUCAACCAGUUUCACACAGUCGUCAGACUGAACAUAAGGCACCUCCAGUUGUAGUGAUCAAGAGAGAGCUAAAUGAAGAUGAAAGUGAUCAUGCAACAAGCAAUCAUGUCAGGGAUGGCAGUCGUAGACGUGGCGAUGGUCGUGAGAUGCUACCUUCCCGAUCAAGAUUAGGUCUGACAGGUCUAGGUUCCAGUCAAGAUCUCGGAUCCAGCAAUGGCGAUUUAUAUUACAAUUCUAGACCGGAAGGGCAUUGGUCUUAUCAACCACCACCGCCUCCUGUAAUUACUCAUCAGCCUAAACCCUCUACAACACAACACUUCCAGCCUUAUGAGCGUGGAUAUCCAAAAACAUUGGAGAGUUUGGCUGAAAAAGAUUUCACAAAGGUACAUUCCUUCUACACGGGGCCAGUUAUGCCCUCUAAUGGUGGUCGUCGGAUGUCCACGGGUGCAGGAAUGCAAUCAGUUGGUAGCAGAUUAUCUAGUCAAACUCAAUCAACGCAUUAUGGUUAUGGUCAGCAUACUGGAACUGGAAGAAUCAUGCCUAGAAGCGGUUCGGAUCAACAUUUACCUCGGGUUGAUUACACGAGUAUCACAACUCCAGCUAGACAUACUCUUCUUAGAUCCAGUUUGAAAUCAGGAACUUCUGCGUUGAGAUACAAUACCAGAUAUGGUACUCAGGGAGAUAGCGCGUCAACUACACAAAGACAAGGACAAUUUGGUACUUUAACUAGGAGGCAUCGACCAUCAUUGGAUUACGCUUCCGACACUGAAGCAACCUGUUCAAGUUCGCCUAAAUCGGCUUAUUAUUACUACAGGCACAAUAUGAAUAAUCCGCCACAAAGUAGUGCUGUCUCGCACCUUGCCACCCUCUCAAGGUCACAGAUUGGUCAGAGUUCCUCAGGCUUGAGAUCGAAUUCGUUGCCUCGUAGUGGCAGAACAUUGCCUCAGCAACCAGGUCUCAGGUCUGGACUUAGCACAGUAGCAUCUGGACUAAUAGAUCAGGAAGAUAGCGAUGGUGCACUGUCAGCGCCUGAACUACCUUCCAUCAGACGCGAUAGAGGAAGAAUACCAUCAUCACCUAGUGUGUUCACAUCAGAUGAGUACCGGGCAUGGUUGAGUCGAACGCCGAGUACCAGUGCAUUAUACGAGCAGAUCAGAGCCACUACAACCAGACCACCACGUUAUACCUAUAGUGCAGAAAAUAUUCAUGCAGCUGCAAAUCAAGGUGAAUAUGGAAGCUAUGGAGCAUAUAGACCACUUUCCAGCACAUUAGAUCGUUUGUCAACAAGAUCAGCCUCUGCACAACAAGUGAAUCUUGCCAAUUUAAGAGCAUCGACGGCAAUAAGUUCAACAUGCCCUCGUGGGACAGCGAAUCAAAGACCGGCCUCGGUUGCAUCCAGUGCUCGUAUUUCUUUGACGAGUCAGAAACCAUCAUUGAGUAGCUCUACCACCCAGAGGGCAACGUCAGUCAGGAGAAUCAGAAACCUGUUAGACCUAGAGUCCACGCGAAGCAUACCUACCCCCACGCCUACCAGAACUCAGGAUCAAAGACUGCUAGAUAUUAAUCCUGCAGAGUUCCUUAAAUAUAAGAUAGAAAAACCUCCAACUGUUGGAACUCCGAGCUCUACCAGCUCUCUUUUGAGCUCACUCGGAGAAACUAGCAGCGGCGAUUUGGCGGGAGGUGUUAGUGGGCUUCUCUGGGUUCAUCUUCUGGCUGGACGUGGUCUUCGUUCGACAACAUCUUCCUCAGCAGCCACUACACCUUCCACACCAUCAGGUCAGCCUAAUUUAGCUAGUUGCGGUUUGAGAGAUCUUUACUGCGUACUGGAGUGCGAUAGAGUACAUAAGGCGAGGACAGUGAUGCGAACCGGUGAUUUGAUGUUCGACUGGGACGAAACCUUCGAGCUGGAUCUCGUUGGCAACCGUCAAUUAGAUUUGCUGGUCUAUUCAUGGGACCCACAAUAUAGGCACAAGCUAUGUUACAAAGGAUCUGUACAUCUGGCGACUCUUUUGAAGGAGUCACCAGUUCAUCAAUUAGCUGUCAAGGUUGAACCACGUGGCACAAUUUAUCUAAGACUGCGAUACACUGAUGCUCAGCAGACAUUCCGAAGAAGAGGACUUCCGGUUAUAUCUCUUGCCACCAGGGUAGCACCUCUCUUCGGAGUUGAUCUUGACACGGUGGUAAGUCGAGAAAGCAAGACUGGUGGAGUUCCUGGAGGUGUUUCUACCGCUUUAGCAAUGGGCGUUCCAAAUGUGCCCAUAAUUGUAUGGCGUUGUGUCGAAGAAGUUGAAAGAAGAGGUCUUGAUAUUAUUGGUUUAUAUAGGCUUUGUGGAUCAGCUACGAAAAAGAGGAUACUUAGGGAAGCUUUUGAAAGAAAUGCUCGUUCGGUGAAUUUGUCACCUGAUAAUGUGCCAGAUAUCAAUGUGAUUACUGGUGUACUAAAAGAUUACUUGCGAGAACUUCCAGAACCACUCUUCACGAAGUGCCUCUACCAAAUGAUGGUCGAUGCACUGGCCGUCUGUUUACCAGAUGAUCCACAAGGCAAUGCAAAACUCAUGUUUAGUAUACUUGAUUGUUUACCAAAAGUGAACAGGUGUACAUUAAUAUACUUGCUCGACCAUUUGGCAAUGGUAGUAUCCCAAUGCAAUAAAAUGUCUCCAGCAAGUUUGGCAGUUUGUUUUGGACCAGUGUUAAUGCUACAUUCAGAAGAAAAUGGGCCACCUCUGGAUUUCCAACAACCAAUAGCAGUUCUCAAAUAUCUUCUUGAGAUUUGGCCUGUUAAGUCAGUUCGGAAGAUUUCUUCAGUCGCUUCAGCGCUUCCUCGAGUUACGCCAGCAGUCGAGCACAACAACAGUCAGCAGCAACUGCAGCAGCAGCAGCAGCAGCAGGUUCAGCAACAGGUACAACAACAGGUACAGCAGCAGUUGCAGGGAACAUUGGGACGCACAGGGCUGCCUUGGCAGCCUCAACACUCACUUCAUCAACAGCCCCCAACUACGGCACCACCCGCAGCUCUCGCGUCCUCCACUCGUCCACCACCACCGGUCAAGCCUCGACAGGUGAUAGUCUCGUCUCCCGGUUCACCUAGCAGCGAGGAGUCAGAAGUCUCGCCGGAACCGAUUAAUAAGAGCCUUCUCGGCGGUCUGGGACUCGAAAAGAGCAACGAAGGGACCACAGUGAACUCCACUGGUCCAGGAACAGAACAAAUUACACCGACCAGUAGUGUUGACACUGAGGAGGGGAAUAUACCACAUCUAGAAGAAGGCGAAAAGGGAGUUGAGGGUGAUAUAGAAGCUAGUGACGACGAUCGACAUCAGCACGUACCCAAGACGCAUUAAAAUUUCAUUAAACAUAUGGAUUAAUUAUAAGUCGAGGGUUAAGAAGAAUGAAAAAAAAAGCUAAAAAAAAAAAGAAGAAGAAAACGAAAGUUUUUUAAUUUAAAAUAAAAAAAAUAAAGAACUUUUAAUAUUUAUCGUUGAAAAAAGAAAGAAAAGAUAUAUUUGUAUUUUAUAUAUUUCAUUGCACUUUGGCUUAAUAAUUAAUGAAAUAGAAUGAUAUCUUCAGAAAACUUAAUAUUAGUAUUGAAUACGAUGUUUAAUCUUCAAAUCGUAAGAAAAAUAUCGAAGAAACAGAUUUUUAAACAAAUAAAUCGACGGUUCUGAACACAAUGAGAUAAAAAAAGUUUCAACGAAAUCUCUUCAUACUAAUUUAAGAUUAAGAAUACGUAAUCAAUGAUUCAUGGGUACCAGUAUCGUUUCUGAUUUCUCAGUAUAUACAUCUUUAUAAUCAUCAAAUUCUAGCGCUAAUGUAUAUUGAAUUAUAUAUAUACGAUGGACCAUGUUUGUCAUACUGAAACAUUUCUAAAAAAAAAAAACCAAAAAAAAAUAUAUAUGUAUAUGUGUGAGAAAAAAAAAGAGAAAAAGAAAUGUGAAAGUUUUUCCAUGAUUUUUCUAUAAUUUAGAAGCAUAAAAUAGCUAUUAUGGGUUUUUUCUUCAUUGCAUCCCAAAAGAAAAAAAGAUUAUUACAUUUUUUAAAGAGGAAAACUGCAAAAAAAGAAAAAUAAUGCAGGAAUAAGUAUAAUUAUGAUUUUAAAUUUAAUUAGCUCAUAUCAUAUACUUUAAAGCUCUUUUUAAAAAAUCUCGAAUCGUCACGGGGUUUAUUCUGAAAUAUUUUUAAUAUAAAAUAUUUUUUUUUAUCUUUCAAUGCAUUUUAAACAAUCAAUUUAACUUAAUUUUUUUUGAUAAUUCAUUUGUAAUCUUCAUUUUCUCAUUUCAAUCUGUAAACUUAAUUGAACAAAAAUGAUAAAAAUUGUUAAACAUUUGAAAAUCAGUUUAAAGAUACUUGCAUUAUAUAACAAGAUAAAAAAAAUAAAAAUUUAAUGAUUUAACAUUUAUAAAAAAAUGAUUUAACAUUUUUUCUAAAUAUAUUUUUUAUCUUGAAAUCUUUCUAUGGAUAGUCCAAAGUCAAAGAGAUAUGCUCCAAAAAAAUUCUAAGAAGAAGAAUGGAAGUUAAUGAAAGAUGAAAAAGAAAAUAACUUAAUGAACCUCGAGACGAUUCUUUUAACCAACAUGGCUACGAUUUUUAUCUUUCUUUUGUCUUUCAUUCUUUCGAAAGCCGACGAUGAUCUUCAAUGACAAAAAAAAGAGAUACAACUUAGUGGCAGAAGUCUCGCGCGAAUCUCAGAAAGUAGCCGUGAAAAGGAUGAAGAGAAGCAAAGAAAAUAUUUGAAUUCCUCGAAACUGUCGUUCACCAUGACGUAGACGUAGAAACGACGAACUUCAUACUUUUACGUAUCCAGUGCUCAAUAAUUCCAAAACGAAGCAGUCACUCAAAUAGUAAAUAGUUGGCCAAUAGUCAAGUUGAUCUAUCAAUGAAUUAAUUAUAUAUGUAGAAAAGAAGACAAUGAAGAUGAUUAAAAAGAGAGCAAGCACAAGAACUUUUGUCUUUUUCUGAGUUUGAUAUCUUGAUCUCAGAAAUUUCAAUUUGAGGGACAAAAUGUUUUCUUUUCAUCGUGAAGAAGAAAAAAAGAGAAGAAGAAAACAGAAAAAAGAAAAUGAUGAUAAUGAUAAUUAUAAAAGAAAAUGAUGAUGAUGAUAAUGAAAGAAGAUUAGGAGGAAAGAUUGAUAAAAACCUGUAAAUAAGUAGAAUUUCAUUCAUCACAUAACAAAUAAAUGAUAGACACACAUACCAGGAUCGAAACUGGCUGUCCUGGGGCCACGUUAUAUUCUCUUUAAUUCAUGGUCUACAGUUUUGAAGACCAUCGAUAGGUCCCAGAACUGGAUACGACCGUGCAUAAUGUAGUUCUUCAGAAGAAUAUAGCUUCGUAUGAAUUGUGAAUGUAGAAAGACACUUAUACCUCUGAGAAUAGCUGCGAAUACAUAUCUCAAUUCAGAAUUCAUUCUAUCUAAUGAGAAUGAAUAGAGAUGGAAAUAGUAUGGUGGCAAGUAGAUUGUGGGCCCUCCCUUGAUAUUAUAUAUAAUUUCUAAUUUUGCAGAUCUUAAGGUAAAUCAAUUCUCAAAUCAAUUUCCUUUUUCCUUCUUUUAUUCCAAUAAUUUAUUCUUAUUAGAAUGGAAAUGAAAUAAUAGAAUAAAAUCCAUAUCUUUUAAGUUAUAUAGAGUUAUGUUAAUAUAGAGAAUAAUAAUGAAAUUUUAUUUGUAAUCUUUUAUUUGUUUGAAAAUUUUUAGUUGUUUGGAAGAAAAUGAAUUAAAAUAUAUUAAAACAGGGCUCGCUAAAUCUGGAAAAUUUAAAUGCAAAGCUAAUCAACGCUGUUCUACGCUUGAUCGUUUCCAUCCUUCAUCGAGCAGGGGCAUAAUUAGAUCAUAGAUUUUAUCCUAAAGCUUUCAUCGUCCUACAUAUCAUAUAGAGAAAGAGAGAUUCUUUGUUUCUAUAAUAGAAAAAUGGGCCUAUGAAGGAAAUUCUUAAGAUUCAAUGAAAUACAUGAUAAAGAAAUGAUAA